This is a messenger RNA of Rangifer tarandus platyrhynchus (Svalbard reindeer), 465 nucleotides long. The record is from the annotation of a GenBank genome assembly. NCBI's taxonomy places the organism in Eukaryota, Metazoa, Chordata, Mammalia, Artiodactyla, Cervidae.
AUGCAAGAGUUCUGUCCUACAUCAGCUACCCCCCUCCACCAACCACUGGCCACAAGAGCAAGCCCAGGUGACACCACCCACCAGGUACAUUUUGUGCUGCGAAUGCCCCUCUCCAGCAUGCCUGUGGGAAGGAGCAGGGGAAGAGGCUCCGCUGGGAAGGGAGUAGAAUCCCAUGGUGCCUUGGCUGGAUGCAGAGCCCCUGCAGCUCUGCCUGGACACAGUCACUCCCAGGGGGCGGCCUGCUCUGGGGAAGGGGCUGGCCAGCCCUGCCCCCUCCUGCAGGGCAGCUUUGAUCCCAGGGCCUGGAGGGAGGAGGGGCUCCAGUUACAGCAGUCCCCCCUCCCCUCUCUGGCCAGAGCCGCCCUUCUCCGCCCCUCGGUGACCCUCGUCGCCAGUGUCUCUGCUCCUGAGCGCCGGCCCCUCCCCGGCCUUCCUCCAGUCUCCCCGCCCCCUGCCCUGAGCUGA